GGUGGCCGUAAUUUGCCCUAAGUAUUACUAAUUAGUUGGCUAAAAAUAUUUAUACUUUCUUGUGAUUGUGUAACAGUUUUUUGCUUCAAAUGGCUUUCCUUGCCCAUCAAUGAGGAAUCCAUCAGACCACUAUCUCAGGACAAUUAACAAAGACUUUGAUGUUGAUAUCGAACAAGGACUCGACGGAACCAUAACUGCAACGGAAGCAGUCAACGUACUUUCUGAUUCGUACAAGUCUUCAAAUGCCUACGAUCACGUUCAAAAACGAGUACAAGAUAUAUGUCUAAAGAGUGGAGAAGCAUUGGAGAAGAAGGGAAGCCAUGCAGGAUUUAUUACUCAAUGCGUUGUUCUAACUCAGAGAUCGUUUAUGAACAUGUAUCGUGAUCUCGGCUACUAUUGGCUUCGUCUAGCGAUAUAUAUCGCACUUUGCUUGUGUGUAGGAACUAUAUAUUAUGACAUUGGCCAUAGCUAUGGAUCAAUUCAGGUAAUUAAUUUCUUUUUUAAUGAACUUUUAUAUUGAUGAGAAUUUAAAUAAACUAAUUGAUGAAU
Messenger RNA from Erythranthe guttata (spotted monkey flower), 549 nucleotides. The record is from RefSeq and is a predicted model, not a curated record. Lineage: Eukaryota; Viridiplantae; Streptophyta; Magnoliopsida; Lamiales; Phrymaceae.